AGAGACCCGCUCGGUCCCGACCGAGAGCUGGCGUCAGGAGCCGCAGGGUCACAGCGUGUCUUUGAAGCUGCCUCCGCCGCCACCAUGAGCGGCCGAAGUCGGGGUCGAAAGUCCUCCCGCGCCAAAAACCGGGGCAAAGGCCGCGCCAAAGCCCGAGUCCGCCCUGCUCCGGACGACGCCCCGCGCGACCCGGACCCUUCACAGUACCAGAGUCUCGGGGAAGACACCCAGGCGGCACAGGUGCAGGCUGGCGCGGGGUGGGGUGGCCUGGAAGCCGCUGCGUCCGCGCAGCUCCUCCGGCUCGGGGAGGAGGCCGCCUGCCGGCUCCCCCUGGACUGUGGCCUCGCGCUGCGGGCCCGAGCUGCGGGGGACCACGGGCAGGCCGCGGCCAGGCCCGGCCCGGGGAAGGCCGCAUCUCUCUCGGAGCGCCUGGCCGCAGACACUGUCUUCGUGGGAACAGCGGGAACCGUGGGAAGGCCGAAAAAUGCCCCCCGCGUUGGAAACCGGCGUGGCCCUGCCGGGAAGAAGGCCCCAGAAACCUGUAGCACCGCGGGGAGGGGGCCUCAGGUCAUAGCUGGUGGGAGGCAGAAGAAAGGGGCGGCAGGGGAGAAUACCUCGGUGUCAGCUGGGGAGGAAAAGAAGGAAGAGAGGGAUGCAGGGUCGGGGCCCCCAGCGACGGAAGGCAGCAUGGAUACGCUGGAGAACGUGCAGCUGAAGCUGGAGAACAUGAACGCCCAGGCGGACAGGGCCUACCUUCGGCUCUCCAGGAAGUUUGGGCAGUUGCGACUGCAGCACUUGGAGCGCAGGAACCACCUCAUCCAAAAUAUCCCGGGCUUCUGGGGGCAAGCAUUUCAGAACCAUCCCCAGCUAGCAUCCUUUCUGAAUAGCCAAGAGAAAGAGGUACUGAGCUACUUAAACAGCUUGGAAGUGGAAGAGCUCGGCCUUGCCAGAUUGGGCUACAAAAUCAAGUUCUACUUCGAUCGCAACCCGUAUUUCCAAAAUAAGGUGCUCAUCAAGGAAUAUGGGUGUGGUCCUUCUGGCCAGGUGGUGUCUCGUUCUACUCCAAUCCAGUGGCUCCCAGGGCAUGAUCUCCAGUCCCUAAGCCAGGGAAACCCAGAAAACAACCGUAGUUUCUUUGGGUGGUUUUCAAACCACAGCUCCAUUGAGUCUGACAAGAUUGUGGAGAUAAUCAACGAAGAAUUGUGGCCCAAUCCCUUGCAGUUCUACCUUUUGAGUGAAGGGGCUCGUGUAGAGAAAGGAAAGGAAAAAGAAGGCAGGCAAGGUCCAGGAAAGCAGCCAAUGGAGACUACUCAGCCUGGGGUGAGCCAAUCCAACUGAUCCUGCACAAGUCUCCCUGCUACCUCCUGCUGGGCUGCUCCUGGUUGACUACAUAUUUGGCUCUCUGCCUUCUCUUCAUGUUGGCCUCUGUGUACUAUAGACCCUUUGGACUUUAGUUACAAGAAUAUGGCAUUUAUGAUCAUGUUCUUUUGCCUCCCAUAGCCUCUUGCUUUUCUACGUUAGUGUCACAUGUUAUGUGAUCGCACCCGGACUGUUCAUAUGUUAAGCACACAUACUUUAGAUGUGUGCUCCCUGUUAUCUACAUUGCCUGGACCUUGUUCUUGGCUCUGGCCUUUCCUACUUGUCUUUAACAUGGACACUCAUGAGUCAUCCUCCAGGACGACCAGUGCAUCCUCAAGCUCUGCUCCUUCAGGGCCAGUGACUUGCUGGGCUUCGUGUUCAUGCUGGCCAUGCAUGUCAUCUAUGCAAGCGUUUCCAUUGCCACUGCAGAAUGAAGCCAGUGCACAUGGUAUUAGUCAUCAGCCAGAACUUCCUGUUCUGUGGGUCUGGGGUCACCAGCUGAGAUGUCACCUGCUUUAUUUCUGGCUUUGGCCUGUGGUCUGUGAUACCCAUCCUGCUUGAUGUUCUGCAGAAUGGCACUUGACUGCUGGGCAUGCAUGAAGUUAAGGGCAAGAAACAGUAUGCCAUGUGUUCUGUACCAUCAUGUGUCUCUUCUUGCUUCUGGGCCCUUCUACUGGUGAACUUUCAUCAAGAUCUGCGCCAUGCCGUGUCACUAUCAAGCCAUUAAGUUUUGUCUGGGUUGCUGUCAGCCCCAGUUGGCUUCCUGGUCAACAAGGACCUCAAGAACUGCCUGUGGACCGAGGCCCCCUACCAGUGCAUGAGACACACACCUACCCUCCCCAGCUUUCCAGGAACCCUACUGGCUGCCAGACUGAUGGGCGGGCUGGUAUGUGUGGACAUGUGUUCACUGUCAUUAUGCUGUGGCUCCAGGUGAGGGUGAGGACUGGGCCUAUAUAGAAUCCAGAUACCAUUGUCAACUUCCCUUAUUCCCGUCUAAGAUGUGAGCAGAGUGCCAUAGUAGGGGUUCUGGGAAGAGGUAUUUCUGAUUUGUGGGCCUCUGCUUGCUUGACUUCAGGUCACUUAUACUUCUUAUUUUGCUUGCCUGCCUUCAUCCCUCAUUUCCUCCCUCUCAUUCUUCUUUCCUCCCUCCCUUUCCUGGUAGCCUCCUUUCCUCCCCUUCUGCCUUCCCCUUCCUUCUUUCCUUAUUCUUUUUUAUUUUGUUUAAAUAGUACCACAGAGAAAACAACUGAAAAACCACAUUUUUCUACAUACAGCUGGGGAGGUAGCUGAGAACUUGGCACUGCGCACACAUACUAGGUUGAAAGAGAGUUGAGGAAACCAGAAGGCCAAGUGGAUCUGCUGGCAAACCCUGAACCUGUCUCCUGCGCUUGCUCUACAGUUCUGAAGUUGAAAAUCCUUUUCAUGCCUAGCAUCUGCUUGAGUUAUAAACCCCAAGGCAGCCAUGUCAUAGACUAGUGUUUACUCUUGUUUUGACUUUGUUUUAAUGCUUCCUAAGACCCAAGUGCCUCCUGCUGUUUCCUCCUUUGUGGUAGCCUCUGGCCAUCUGGACCUCAAUCCCCAGCUUUCCCACUUUCAGCAGUCCUUUGCUCUCUUUGCUUCUACCUCAAAUAGCCCCAGGAGUGGGCUUUAGUCUCCAAUAUGGAGCAUCUCAAGCUUCUCCUGGGGGAUGGGGAUUGGGAUGGGCAGAAUCUGUUUUGGAUCUCCGGGUUAUUUCCAGUGGGUGUAAAAGCAGAGCUGGGCCUUUCCCUCUCUUAUCCCUGAGGGUGGGUAAGAAGGACUGUAUCUACACCUGUUCUUCCCUACCUUCUCUUUUGUUAGGGAGGCCUCAUUCUAAGUUCCUCAAGAGAGUCCUUGGCUUAAAGCUGUAGCAAGGGUGUGCUAGGUGGGGGAUUUGGAGCAAAACCGUCGAGUAGGCAUGAUACUGGUAUGGAGUGGGCCUGCAAAAUCAGACAGAAAUGGCUUGAGAAGCCGCAGGGGGAGCAUGCCUGUCUCUCAGUGAUAGAGUAUGGGAGGGACCUCCCUAGCUUGGAAAAUGAGAAUUGAAGGGGUUAUGAACAAAUAGGAUGCCUAGUUGAGGAUGUUCCCAAAGUUUUGUCCAAUCUUAUCAUUAGUAGAUUUUAUAAGCCACAGAGACAAACCAGAAACGGAAUAAUGUUACUUUGGAUGCUUUAUUUUUUUGUUCUAGGUGUGGCUUUGUACAUGCAGAAGAAUGCUAUAUGCUGCACAUUUUGCCUUUAAAGUCUUACGACUUUCCCCAUUUUAGUCUAAUGGGAAGAUACAGAUGUGCAAGUCUGCUUUUUUGUUUUUUGUUAUUAUUUUUUUUUUUUUGCUCUGUGUUAUGGACAUUUUCAGACAUGCACAGAAGUGGAGAGGAUGGUCCUUGGACCCCAUGUGUCCAUCACCUAGCUGCAUCACUUAUCAGCUAUGGUCAACCUGGUUUCAUCUGUAUCUCUCUCUUUUCACCUGUAUUGUUUAUUGAAAAUCCAAGACACUAUGCCAAUGCAACCGUGACUACUUUGGGAGAUUGGUAGUCUCUUUUGAUGGUGAUAGUGAUGGGGUGCACUAUCAUAAUCACAUCAGGUCUGCUUUUUGCUUUUAAUGUUAACUAAUGAAGUUCCAGAGAUGGGCCUUAGAAAUGUGUUUUAAGAAUUAACAAGGAGUCUCAAAAAGAAAUGAGAGGGAUGCUUCCUUUCCCUUGCAUCUACAAAACAAGAGAGAGACUGUUCUGUUGUAAAACUCUUUCAAAAAUUCUGAUAUGGUAAGGUACUUGAGACCCUUCACCAGAAUGUCAAUCUUUUUUUCUGUGUAACAUGGAAACUUGUGUGACCAUUAGCAUUGUUAUCAGCUUGUACUGGUCUCAUAACUCUGGUUUUGGAAGAAUAAUUUGGAAAUUGUUGCUGUGUUCUGUGAAAAUAACCUCCCCAAAAUAAUUAGUAACUGGUUGUUCUACUUGGUAAUUUGACACCCUGUUAAUAACGCAAUUAUUUCUGUGUUCUUAAACAGUAUAAAUAGUUGUAAGUUUGCAUGCAUGAUGGAAAAAUAAAAACCUGUAUCUCUGUUA
Messenger RNA from Homo sapiens (human), 4441 nucleotides. RefSeq names its product TSPY like 5 (gene TSPYL5). The coding region runs from base 85 to 1338 and encodes 417 amino acids. NCBI's taxonomy places the organism in Eukaryota, Metazoa, Chordata, Mammalia, Primates, Hominidae. The record is from RefSeq and is marked validated. Gene Ontology annotation, cellular component: nucleus. Gene Ontology annotation, biological process: nucleosome assembly. The transcript has a single exon.